Oryzias latipes (Japanese medaka) is the source of this 1440-nucleotide messenger RNA. Its product is annotated as alpha-1,3-galactosyltransferase 2-like. The record is from RefSeq and is a predicted model, not a curated record. Gene Ontology annotation, biological process: carbohydrate metabolic process. Gene Ontology annotation, molecular function: hexosyltransferase activity. Lineage: Eukaryota; Metazoa; Chordata; Actinopteri; Beloniformes; Adrianichthyidae. Gene Ontology annotation, cellular component: vesicle; Golgi apparatus; membrane.
AUGACAGUCACGGAAAACAGACCUUGAUUCUAGGUAAGGAUACUGCAGUUACAGAAACCAGUUUUUUGUUGGACUGAUUUAAACUCAGGUUCUAGAAAAAGUUUUCGUUCACCUUUGAAAAACUUUGGCACAGAAGAAAGAGAAGCCAUGAGGCAAAGGAUUUUUGCAGUGUUUUUCAGCUGUUUACUCCUUGUCCUUACUUUUAUUGCUUUACAUGCAAGUUUUCAAUAUUUUCCUAAGGUUUCCUUUUUGAAAAACCUACCAGUUUUAAGUCAAGCAACACUGAGACCCACGGUUUCUCUGGAUGACACACUCAAUUAUGAGGCCAGGCAAGAUGUUCAGACACGCACAUCAUGGAAUGCUCCUAUAAUAUGGGAACUCAUGUUUGACCCCAAUUUUUAUGACAAGAAGCACCUGGAGGCAAAAACAACUGUGGCUCUAACUGUGUUUGCAGUCGGAAGGUACCUGGACGCUUACUUAAACACCUUUUUGACUUCGGCAGAAAAACACUUCAUGGUUGGACUUCCUGUAACCUUCUAUGUGUUUACUGAUCAACCAGAAAAAGUACCAAACAUCACUUUAGCUCCCCGGCGACACCUGAAAGUGAUCAAGGUGGAGAGGUACAGCAGGUGGCAGGACAUUUCAAUGAUGAGGAUGAAGACCAUAUCAGAAAUAAUUGAAAAAGAGCUCCGUCACAACUUCAAUUAUGUCUUUUGUUUGGAUGUAGAUCAGGAAUUUAAGGGGCGCUUCGGCUCUGAGGCUCUCGGGGAGUCUGUGGCUGUGCUGCACGUCUACUAUUACAAACUUCCAAAGACACAGUUCACCUAUGAUAGAAACCCCAAAUCCAAAGCUUACAUGGAAGAAGGAGAUUACUAUUACCAUGCGGCAGUCUUUGGAGGGUCAUGUGAUGCAGUUAAAGCAUUGGCAGAUUAUUGCUAUUUGAACACAAUGGAGGAUAAACUGAACAAUGUUGAAGCUUUGUGGCAUGAUGAGAGUCAUUUAAACAAGUAUUUCUGGCUUAACAAACCCAGCAGAAUACUUUCUUCUGAGUAUUGCUUUGACCCACGGAUUAAUUACAUGACUGAAGUUAUAGUCCAUCGCUUAGUAUGGGCACCAAAACAAUAUGCAAAACUUCGCACUUAGGGCAAAUAUUUAGGAAAGGUUGAGGACAAAACAAAAUACCUCAUAUACAGUGAGCGCUGAUGUAUUUUAUAUCUCAGGGCAAGAUAACAAAAAUUUGCAUGGUUACUUAAGACAUGAGAAAGUAGGAGAUAGGUCACUUAUUUGAAAAACGUUUAAAUAUUCAGACAUGGUCUGGGGUAUGCAUUCCCGAGGCUCUGGAGCCGCAUUUGGAUCUUUUACUCCUUCAUUGUGGCUCUCUGGUUAAAGAAAAGUAAAAAGGGGUUUGUGGUCUUAGGUGCUAUUUUAGAUGACCCCACC